GAAGGGCCACAGCACUGACGCUGUUCUCAUCGCGGUGACGUAUGAGGCGGAAGCGGUGACAGAGCUGAACUUUGAGUUGUAGAGAGUUUUCAAAGUUUUGUAAAGUUUGUUCUGGAUUAUUCUGGGACUACCUGAGAGCUCCAGGUGUGACCCCCCCCCCCCCCCCUUCGUCGUUGGUCACUAUUAGCCUGUUUAGCCUGUUAGCAAUUAGCCUGUUAGCUGUUAGCCAGUUAGCUGUACAGAGGAACCUCCGGGGGGCCAAGGAUGUCCUCAGCGGAGCCUGGAGGGGGGCUGUUCCUCAUCAGCCUGCCGGCCUCGGUCCUCUGGGAGUUCUGCAUGAUCAUGGACGGACUUUCAGACCUGGACUGGACCCGCUUCGCCUCAUUGGUCCUCAGUGAUCAAACCCUCCUCCGAUUGGCUGAGAAAAGUGAGAGGCGGACCGACUGGGUGAUGAACCGUUGGGUGGACAGGAAUGGCCGCGUGAGCGAGCUGCUUGACCUGUUGGAGCGUCUUCAGUUGCUCCGCCCCCGUGAUGUCAUCCUGAACUGGGUGUCCAAUCAGAGGCUGUCCUCUCCCCCUCUUCCUACUCCCCUUCCUCCCCCUCCUCCCGCCCCGACUCUCCCUCGGUUUAACCCGCUUCCUAAACCACCGGAGGCCCCGCAGCCACUGAGAACCUGCAACUUUGAAGAUAAAGGAGGAGGAAGACCCCUCCCUGGACCUGCUCCGCCCCCGUCAGGCCUGAAGUCUGUCCCCAACAGACCGCCUGCGCCCCCUCCAAGCAUCGGGCUGAUGUGCUGGUCGUAUGAAGAGGUGCAUGCUGGGACAAUGGGGUUCUCCCCCUCCCAGCAGGUGGGGGAGGGGGGGUUUGGAGUGGUGUACAGAGCAAAUAUGAGGCGGACGGACUGUGCUGUGAAGAGACUCAAACAGGAUUGCAUGCAGGAUUGGGCUCUGCUGAAGGAGAGUUUCCAGACUGAGGUGGAAAAACUGACCACAUUCAGACACCCGAACAUCGUGGAUCUGCUGGGCUUCAGUGAGGGACCAGAGUGCGUGUGCCUCAUCUACAGCUACAUGGAGAACAGAUCGCUGGACGACCAGCUCCACAGCGGCGGUCUCACCCUCUCCUGGUCUCAGAGAGUUGGUGUUGUUGAAGGAGCAUCAAAGGCUCUACAGUUCCUCCAUCGACCCCCCGAAGAGCACAGACCGCUGAUCCACGGGGACGUCAAGAGCUCAAACAUCCUGCUGGACGGCCACCUGGUGGCGAAGCUGGCAGACUUUGGUUUGGCUCGGUUUGGGUGUCGCAGCACGCCGGAACGUUCGGCGGCUCAGACGACGUCGGUCGGUAACACGGAGACUGUUCGGGGGACGCUGGCGUACCUGCCUGACGAAUACGUGAGGAACGGACAGCUGGGGACCGCCGUGGACGUCUACAGCUUCGGAGUGGUGUUGUUGGAGAUUCUGACGGGUCGACGAGCGAUGGAGAGGGACGCAAAGUCAGGAGAGAAAUACCUGAAGGACCUGGUGGAGGAGGUGGAGGACAGUCCGGCUGGUUCCUGUGUAGAAGAAUGGAGGAAACAGCUGGACCAUCGGCUGUUCUCAGGGGGCGCUGCAGAGCCUGCUGGCUGUAUGGAGGUGGUGUCUCUGGCCUGCAAGUGUCUGAAUAAGCACAGGAGGAAGAGACCAGCCAUGGUCCAGGUUUUUGACAAACUUCAGGACAUCCACUGUCAUUUAAAGGGAAAAAGCUCCUCCUCCUCACCCUCCUCCUCCCUUCAUCAGCUUUAUCACCCACCCUCAUCCCUCCCCAGACCCCCCCGGUCCUUGGACUCCAGUGUGGACUCUCUGUCCCAAAAAAUGUCCAGGCUGGGACCACUGGAGGACACGUACCACCCCUCCAUAUCUUCCUCUUCCUCCUCCUCCUCGUCCUCUUCCUCGUCCUUCUGCUCCCUGCCUGACCCACUACACUCCUCCGCCUCCCUCCCCCGCUUCUCUUCUUCCUCCCCCCGCCUCUGCUCCUCGUCGUUGGUCGGUCCGUGUGAGACCGAUGAGAGUCGAGGUUUUUCUCAGUACAACCUUCGCUCUCAGGGCAGAUCUAACGGUACCAGAUCCUCCACACAGCAGAGUCGAGCCGGGCCCUCAGAGUCCGGCUUCAACCAGCCGUCUGUCCCCUCUGAGGACCAGUACAACUUCCCACCCCAGUCCAGCUUUAGCAGGGACAGGUCAGGGAUCUUCACAGGGGGAGCCACAGGAGGAAGCCUGUCUCCUGCGGGGUCUCUGCAGUCGUCGUCCCCAGGGCCUUCAGUGGUCAUAAAUCCCAGUAAACAACGUUUUCUCGAGAAGAAGUCUCAGUAUGAGGAGGGAAGGAUCCGGACUCCUGAGCUGCUGUCAGCCGACGACCUCUAUGUUGGGAAUAGUUCAGACGGGGCGCGGGGACCAGAAGAGAGCGACGAGCUGGACUACCUUCCAGUUGAUCACACCUGACCCGGACUCAGAGUUAGGCUCGGUCCAAACUAGCAGCAUCCAUGGAGCUGUAUGAGAGAGAGGCGAGCCACACCCAGGUACGACGUGGAGCCUCAUCUCACCUGAAGGACCAACAUUGUCUCAUUGUGGGGAUCAUGUCUUCUUUUCUGACACAAAAUAAUGAAAAUGGGAGUCUGCCUGGAAUAUUUAAAUGUUUUUCUCUUUUUAAUGUUUUAUAUUCAACCCGCUGAGGUACUCAGACAUUAAGGUUAAUUUAUCUAAAUGAUGCUUUGUCCGUUAAAUAUUUCAUCUCAUUUACCAAAGAGAUUUUUUCUCUUCUUCUAUCAUGUUGUCUCUGUCUCUUAUUUAUAACACCAUACAUCCCAUAAUAUCCUCUGUGGUCUAUAACAAGCAUUUCCCCAUCCUGCAGUGUUAGUCAGCGGCACGAAGAAAAUUCCAUUUCACUUUUUAUUUAUUAUCAAUAUUUUACUUUAUACUUUUGUACCAAACACAGGUUUUAAAGCUGUGAUAUUUUUAAAUGAAUGGUAUUAAAAUAUCUCUGUUUAUUAA
Cheilinus undulatus (humphead wrasse) is the source of this 3024-nucleotide messenger RNA. RefSeq names its product interleukin-1 receptor-associated kinase 1 (gene irak1). The transcript has 15 exons. The coding region runs from base 265 to 2475 and encodes 736 amino acids. NCBI's taxonomy places the organism in Eukaryota, Metazoa, Chordata, Actinopteri, Labriformes, Labridae. Gene Ontology annotation, biological process: protein phosphorylation. The record is from RefSeq and is a predicted model, not a curated record. Gene Ontology annotation, cellular component: plasma membrane. Gene Ontology annotation, molecular function: ATP binding; protein kinase activity.